This is a messenger RNA of Fonticula alba, 375 nucleotides long. RefSeq lists its product as hypothetical. Lineage: Eukaryota; Rotosphaerida; Fonticulaceae. The transcript has 2 exons. Bases 1 to 375 code for a protein of 124 amino acids. The record is from RefSeq and is a predicted model, not a curated record.
AUGAUCCGACUGGCCGACGGUACUGAGAUUGCCGCGAUCGGGGAGGUGCAGUUGACCUUGCACUGUGGAGGCAAGACUGCUCGAGGCAGGUUCGUAGUUUUGGCUGCCGCUGGUGGCGAGGUGUUUCUGGGGUUGCACACUAUGCAGAAAGUCUGGCCGGAGCGUUGGUCGUGGUGGACCGACGAGGUUUCCACGGAACCUGUGGCUUUCUGGCAGCCGGCCCGCACCGCGGGACCAGAGAACCCCUCGUACGCCGUGGUACUGCGGUCCGCCGGGGAAGUCGACGAGAUGCGGACUCAGCAGGCUGACAUCGAGGAGUGGGUGCUGGGCGCACUCAAGUCAGGACUCACCACCGAGACGCAUGUUGAUCAGUGA